AUGCUCUCGCGCGUGUCUCGUUCCGUCCUCUCAUCCUCCGUCCGUUCUCUCCGCGUCGGCCGGACUUCAGCAACUGCGCCCGCUGCCAUCUACAUCCAACACCAGGCCAGCCGUCCGUUUCAGCAAUCCUGUCGAGGCUUUCAGUCUAGCCCCUCGAACCGCAAAGGCAUCUUCCCAGACUCCGCCGAUCCGCCUGCCCCGAACCCGCAAUCGCAUAAUGUCGCUGGUGCGGCUGCCCAUGUCACGGAGCCCUCACCAUUGACUGAUGGAGAAUAUCACGAAUAUGCGGAGCAUUACCUCAAUGUGCUUCAGAAUGAAGUGGAAAAGGUGCAGGAGGAAGGAUUUGACCUUGAAGCAGAGUACAGCGCCGGUGUACUGAAUAUUAUUGUUCCUGGUGUGGGUACCUACGUUUUGAACAAGCAGCCCCCCAACAAGCAGAUCUGGCUCAGCUCGCCAAUCUCGGGUCCCAAGCGGUUUGACUGGGUUGUCGAAGGCGACCAGAUGCAUGAGAAGCAGGACACACGUCCCUUCGUCAACGGACAAUGGAUCUACCUCCGCGACGGAACCAACCUGACUGAUCUGUUGAAUGCGGAGUUGACAUUGAAGCUACCAAAGGAUGUCUACAGUGAAAUCGAUGAGUGA
This is a messenger RNA of Aspergillus clavatus NRRL 1, 642 nucleotides long. RefSeq names its product frataxin family protein. Gene Ontology annotation, biological process: iron incorporation into metallo-sulfur cluster; intracellular iron ion homeostasis. Lineage: Eukaryota; Fungi; Ascomycota; Eurotiomycetes; Eurotiales; Aspergillaceae. The record is from RefSeq and is a predicted model, not a curated record. Bases 1 to 642 code for a protein of 213 amino acids. Gene Ontology annotation, molecular function: iron chaperone activity; ferrous iron binding; ferric iron binding. The transcript has 2 exons. Gene Ontology annotation, cellular component: mitochondrion.